AUGAAGACAGAAUCUCCAGGCGGACCUUCCAUCCAUCCUGCCCCUUCCUCAAUCAAUCAGCUUGAAACUUCACAUGUGCAAGGUGAAUCUGAACCUAUUCCAGUAGAAGGACAAGAAGACUGGGCUGAAGAAUAUGAAGAGGAGCAGUUGGACUAUAAACCAUCUGCAGACGACCAGACUGGGCUCCUCGAAACAGGAGAACAAGAGGACUGGACAGAAGAGUAUGGGGAAGAACAGAUGGAGUAUGAUGUAGAAUUGGAUGAAGAAACUGAGGCUUUUGGUGCAGAAUUAGAGAGCCUGUUGCAGGGUGAUCUAGGUAUUAACAUGGUGUUCAUCUUGCCAGAAGGACAAGAAAACUCUCUGGAGGGAGACGUGUUCUCCCAGGAAAGUUUUGAGUGCAUAUUGGCAGAGGUAGAGGAGGCGCCAGAACAACAAACUCCUACUGCCAAAACAGGCGGAACUGCCAUGAAACUGGCUACAAAACAGCUUUGUUUUUCCAAACCAACCAAAGAGAUGGUCAAUCACCUCAGACCUCUGUUCAUAAUAGCCAACUUUGGGGGUCAGAAAGUCACGUGGGGAUCUCUUUCGAGAAAACCUUUUAGAAAGUCUUUUGUUGACUAG
Messenger RNA from Prunus armeniaca (apricot), 621 nucleotides. Lineage: Eukaryota; Viridiplantae; Streptophyta; Magnoliopsida; Rosales; Rosaceae. The record is from the annotation of a GenBank genome assembly.